CCCGGCGACGAGCGCCCUCGGCCGCUUCCGCUCCGGGCGCAGGCGCGGCGGCGCGACCGCGGAGGGGCUGCGGCAGAGCGGCGGCGGCCAGGAUGGUGCUGGAGAGCGUGGCGCGCAUCGUGAAGGUGCAGCUCCCCGCGUAUCUCAAGCGGCUCCCGGUCCCCGAGAGCGUCACCGGCUUCGCCAGGCUCACAGUUUCAGAAUGGCUUCGGUUACUGCCUUUCCUUGGUGUACUUGCACUACUCGGCUACCUUGCAGUUCGUCCAUUCCUCCCGAAGAAAAAACAACAAAAGGAUAGCUUGAUUAAUCUUAAAAUACAAAAGGAAAAUCCAAAAGUGGUGAAUGAAAUAAACAUUGAAGAUCUGUGUCUUACUAAAGCAGCUUAUUGUAGGUGUUGGCGUUCUAAGACGUUUCCUGCCUGUGAUGGGUCACACAACAAACACAACGAGCUGACUGGCGACAACGUGGGUCCACUGAUACUGAAGAAGAAGGAAGUAUGACAGUGACGCGUAGGGAUUGCGUUCAGUUGUAUAAACCUUCUAACAACACUUUCUCAUUCUUGAUGUGUAGAAAAUUUUGACAUGGUGGUCUUAAUUAUUACUACUGGUUGAGUAAUUAUUUCUGUCAGUUUAUCUACUUGCUACACUACUGUUUAUAUUUGAUACUUUAUAUAUUCAAAUAGUCACUUAUGUAGACAUUAAAUUGUCAAGCCUCUUAUUCUGACUUCAAAGAAUUAAUGUAUCUUCCAACAAUAAAAUCAACAUUUCUGGUUUUAACUGAGAAAAAUAUAAA
Molecule: messenger RNA, 792 nt
Organism: Lemur catta (Ring-tailed lemur)
Lineage: Eukaryota; Metazoa; Chordata; Mammalia; Primates; Lemuridae
Gene: CISD2
Product: CDGSH iron sulfur domain 2
Exons: 3
Coding region: 93-500 (135 amino acids)
Biological process (GO): regulation of autophagy; autophagy of mitochondrion
Cellular component (GO): mitochondrial outer membrane; intracellular membrane-bounded organelle
Molecular function (GO): 2 iron, 2 sulfur cluster binding
Source: RefSeq, a predicted model, not a curated record